This is a messenger RNA of Rubroshorea leprosula, 574 nucleotides long. Lineage: Eukaryota; Viridiplantae; Streptophyta; Magnoliopsida; Malvales; Dipterocarpaceae. The record is from the annotation of a GenBank genome assembly.
UCAUCAAAGAGAACAAAGCAAAUAUAAUCAAUCAAGUUAGUUGGGUUUGAGAUUUCCAGUGAAAGAAAAAUUACGGCGAAGGGUAAUCAAUGUGGCAGCAAAUCUGGGGGGAGUCAAUGCAGCAAAUCUGGGGUGGCAGCAGGGGUGGGGGUAACCAGGGUGGCAGCAAGGGUGGGGAUAACCAAGGUGGCAGCAGUGGUAACCAGAGUGGAGCAGCUAACAACUCCAGUGCACCUAAAAGUGGCAGCGACAGUGGAGAAGCUAACAACUCCAGUGCACCUAAAAGUGACAGCGACAAAUUAACCAUUUGUGGUGAAAUUAAGCAGGGAUCCAGCGAAGCUAAGCUUUGCUACACACCCAGCGGCGACGAAACCUGGACUGUGAGCGUGAACUGGAAGUAAUUCUAAGAGUUGUAUGCAUGCCCAUGACUAAUCAUAGCAGCAGACACUGGAUGGUAUUAAACCAUUCCUCAUGCUACUUACAUAUAUCAAUAAAUCCUGCUGCUAUGCGCCUACCAUAUGUUGUAUCUUACCUUUGAAAUCAAGGAAUGUUGUAAUGAAAUGAACUAUGUACU